Abrus precatorius (Indian licorice) is the source of this 1155-nucleotide messenger RNA. RefSeq lists its product as uncharacterized. The transcript has 2 exons. The record is from RefSeq and is a predicted model, not a curated record. Lineage: Eukaryota; Viridiplantae; Streptophyta; Magnoliopsida; Fabales; Fabaceae. The coding region runs from base 479 to 832 and encodes 117 amino acids.
ACGGAUAAGAAUCUUUGGGACAAAUAUUCAUUUGUCGCCUAUGCAUAUGAAAGCUUUGAAUAAUUUGAUCCAUAACAAAAUGGUUGAGGAGAUGAGAGGGAGAGAGAGCGAGGCCCAUCCACAACCAUGUGUGCUGAGGAUUGAAUAUCUGGAAAUGGGCUGGUGCCUGCUGUUCCUCAACACUUUUGAUCAAUAAGAUAAUGUCACUACACAUUUACAUGAUUCUUGUGGAAGGGUUAUGUAGGCCUUAGCCAGAUUGGCCAACUGUGACCAUGACCCCACCAACCCACAUGACAUGAUCACCCCAUAUAUCUUAACUCACCCAUCCUAUUCCUUACUUUUUUUCCUUAUAUAAUCAUGUAUAUCCACAAGUUUUGGAGAACAUGAAAAAGAGAGAGAGAAAGAUACAUAAUUGAAAAUAUUAGAAACUCUUUUUACAUAUAUCAAAUUAGAGAACUAUUCUAGUUGUUACACAAAUAUGGAGGUUGCAAUGGAACUGGAAGAUGAUCUAUUUUUUGCUGAUUUGAGCAAGGAAAUUGCUCUCCUAAUCAUGGAUGAAGAUGAAGACCCACUUGCUUGUUGUCCUGUAGACUCUAUUCAGACUUUUUCUGGGGCAAUUCAUCCUCCUCCACAGUUUACUUUCCUCUAUGACCAUGCUUUGAGAAGAGAAAGCAAAGGGACAGGGGUGUUUAUACCCCAGAUAACACAGCCAAGAAGGAAGCAGAGGAAAGGAAGAUCUAGUUCAUACACAAAAUAUCAAAAGCAGUCUCAAGAUACAAGAAUGGAUUCUCAAAUUCCUAACAAGAAUUCUUUCAAACAGAGAAAUGGUUGAAGAUUUAUAGAUCCUUCUAAGAGUUUGCUUAAUCUUACAAAUUCUACUGAUUAUUUUCUCUACCAAGUUUGAUAAUUUGUGUGUCUAAUUCUUUAGCCUUUAGGCAAUAAUUCUAUGGUUAAUUAAUUUCUAUUAUUUAUAUAUAUAGGUAAAUGUACAUGGGAAAGCCAUAUAUACCUAAAUAGUAGUCAUCAUAUAGGAAGGUUCACCCAAGGUUUUGUAACCCUCCACUGUGGACAAGCAUUUCGUUGUUAUCUGGGUUCUUAUGAUAAGUUUGUCCUUGUUUCCAUGAUAUUAAUGAUACUAUUUCCUUCAUAUUUUUU